Nymphalis io (European peacock) is the source of this 7756-nucleotide messenger RNA. It is a transcript of the gene Pkc53E, whose product is annotated as protein kinase C, brain isozyme. The transcript is spliced from 13 exons. The record is from RefSeq and is a predicted model, not a curated record. Bases 108 to 2111 code for a protein of 667 amino acids. Gene Ontology annotation, molecular function: zinc ion binding; ATP binding; diacylglycerol-dependent serine/threonine kinase activity. Lineage: Eukaryota; Metazoa; Arthropoda; Insecta; Lepidoptera; Nymphalidae. Gene Ontology annotation, biological process: protein phosphorylation.
UCGGUUAAGAACGGUGGUUCGCUCGUACGGGUCGCGUAUCCUAGCGGAUUCUUGUGAGAUAAUAAUUAUUUCCGACUGCACCGGUGAAUAAUCGCGAGCGAUUCACCAUGGCGGACGAGGAUAAUAAUUGUGAUGAUGGUGAUGUAAAAAUAGGGCAGGGAAUGCGGCUUCGAGGCCGGAAAGGUGCCCUGAAGAAGAAGAAUGUUUACCUGGUGAAAGAUCACAAAUUUAUGCCGAGAUUCUUCAAGCAGCCGACUUUUUGUUCACACUGCAAGGACUUUAUAUGGGGCUUCGGUAAACAAGGCUUCCAGUGUCAAGUAUGCAGCUUCGUGGUCCACAAGAGAUGCCACGAGUAUGUUACGUUUACCUGUCCUGGGGCGGACAAGGGUGCAGAUUCCGACGACACGCGUACAAAACACAACUUCAAAAUUUACACAUACUCGUCACCGGCGUUCUGCGAUCACUGCGGAUCUCUUCUCUACGGGCUAAUCCAUCAGGGCCUCAAGUGUCAAGCAUGCGACAUGAACGUUCACAAGCGAUGCGAGGAAUCAGUUCCGAAUCUUUGCGGCUGCGACCACACCGAGCGCCGCGGACGUAUCCAGCUCUCCGUGUCUUGCCAAGGGUACAAGCUUACCGUUAUAGUGAAGCAAGGUCGAAACUUGAUCCCUAUGGACCCGAACGGCCUGUCUGAUCCCUAUGUGAAGUUGAAGCUUAUUCCGGACUCGGACAACGUGAAGAAAAAAACCAAGACCAUUCGUAGCACACUUAAUCCCGAAUGGAAUGAGACCCUCGUUUUUGAUCUUAAACCCGAGGAUAAAGAUCGACGACUCCUCAUUGAGAUAUGGGAUUGGGAUCGCACUUCUCGAAAUGAUUUUAUGGGAUCUCUCUCAUUCGGAAUCUCUGAAGUGAUGAAGGCACCAGCUGAAGGCUGGUUCAAGCUGCUCACUCAGGAAGAGGGUGAUUUCUACAACGUGCCUGUACCAGAGGAAGGUGCGGAUCUCGCGCAACUGAAGACCCAAAUGAAGACCACUAGCUUGGGCGCUCGUAGACCUCCUCCACCGCCUGAUAGAGAGGUCCCGCAUAACAUGGCGGCCGCUGAUGUUAUUCGAGCGACCGAUUUCAACUUUAUAAUGGUGCUUGGAAAGGGAUCUUUCGGAAAGGUAAUGCUGGCGGAGCGUCGAGGAACAGAUGAGCUCUACGCCAUUAAGAUUCUGAAGAAAGAUAUCAUCAUCCAGGAUGACGACGUGGAGUGUACGAUGGUGGAGAAGCGAGUGCUGGCGCUAAGUACUAAACCACCUUUCCUCGUUCAAUUGCACUCCUGUUUCCAAACUAUGGAUCGACUCUAUUUCGUUAUGGAAUACGUAAAUGGUGGGGAUUUGAUGUUCCAGAUUCAACAAUGUGGCAAAUUCAAAGAACCGGUCGCUGUUUUCUACGCCGCUGAAAUUGCUAUCGGCUUGUUCUUCCUCCACUCGCGUGGCAUUAUCUAUCGUGAUUUGAAGCUUGACAACGUCCUCUUGGAUCAAGACGGCCACAUCAAGAUAGCUGACUUUGGUAUGUGCAAAGAGGGAAUAACCGGCGACAAAACAACUAAGACCUUCUGCGGUACCCCAGACUAUAUCGCCCCAGAGAUUAUUUUAUACCAGCCGUACGGAAAAUCAGUAGAUUGGUGGGCAUACGGUGUGCUCCUGUAUGAAAUGCUUGUUGGUCAGCCUCCUUUUGAUGGGGAAGAUGAAGAAGAACUUUUCGCGGCGAUCACGGACAAUAGUGUUUCAUACCCAAAAACUCUAAGCAAGGAAGCAAAAGACGCGUGCAAAUCCUUCCUCACGAAGAAUCCUCAAAAGCGUCUCGGUUGCGGCUUGCGAGGGGAAGAGGACGUACGCACUCACGCAUUCUUCCGCCGCAUCGACUGGGCCAGAGUGGAGGCCAGAGAUGUUCAGCCGCCCUUCAAACCUAAGAUCAAACAUCGCAAGGAUGUGUCCAACUUUGACAAGCAGUUCACUCAGGAGAAGACGGAACUGACACCGACGGACAAACUGUUCAUGAUGAAUCUUGAUCAAACCGAGUUCAUGGGCUUUUCCUUCCUCAAUCCGGAGUAUGUGCAACAUGUGUGAACAUCCAGGGUCAUCUUUUUGCAUCAUUGAAGCUAAUUCAAGGGCUGUCCUGGCGGUGGCCCCUGAACUUCAUCUGUCGACUCUCUCCGUCACUCUUAAAGCAUACGUUGUUUGCUGUCUCGCUCAUCGUAUUAUCACUUCAUUUCAGAUUCGAACACUGACUUGUUUAAUCUUUAAGAGUGAAGAAGUUUAUUUGUUCCAAUUAAGGAAUUUGAGAGAAUAAUUUGCUCAUUUCCUCGUAGUUUUUAAUUAAUUUACCUGAGUAUUACUCAAGGACUGUUUUAUCCAUCCAAUGCGACAUGACUUUAUAGUUGUAUAGUUAUUGUUUCGAAACGCAAUAAAUAUCAAAGUUUAUCUCAACGAAUUAUCCAAAGCAAUAUUACGUGGAUGUAAAUCGUCGUUAUUAUAAUACCUAAUAUUAUUUAGAAGAAUUGCUCUCUUUUAUUUAUAGGCUGUAUAAGUGGUUACUCAUUACUAACUUAUAUUUAAUCUGUGUUAUAAAACAUAGAUAAAAAAUAUUCAACAAGCUUCCAUUAUUGAAAAUAUCUUCCACUAAUGUUAUAAUGUUUUGACAUUUAUAUAACUUGAUUUUUUUAUUAACGUGAAAUAAAAUAGUUUUUUUAGACAGAAUUUUAAAAUAUCAUAUCUUGGGGCCACUUGAUAAUAUAGUUAAUAUAGGAAGCUAUUAUUUUCACAGAACAAAUGACAUAUGACGAAAUUAUACAAACUAAAUUUAUCCGUAAACGCGAGUAAUUAAAAUCUAUAUUAGCGCGUACAUUUCAGAGUGUCAUGUAAUUACUUGUGUGAUUGGGUUUCGGUAUAAUUUCUCAUUCACAUAUCAGUGUUUGUAAUUCGAAUGUUAUUGUAUAUCGUGUCGUGUGGAUGGCGCCUAACUGGAGCGGUUCAAUCGUCUAUCUUGAGCUUUAUUACUAUAACAGUAUGGAUCAUUAUCUUCCUGCUAAAUUUAAAUAAUUAUGUUGUAUAAUCUCCGAGGCGAUAUGCUAUUUUCUUGUGAGUAAGUAACUCGAUUAAAAUUGAAUCUCUAUUCAAAUAUUUGAUUGUUAUUUAUUUUUAUUGUUAGUUAAACUUAUUUUAUUACAUGACAUUAAUUUUUAUAAACAUUUUAACGUUUAAUUCGCGAAUACGGCUGUAUUGUGGCUGUCAUUAAGUUUUCAUUGUCUAUGGUAUUAUUUAAGUUUGUUUGUUGUUUAUGCAUUUAAAUAAUUUUCCUUUGGUGUGGUUACAAAUGGUAACAAUUUUUUUGUUAGAUGAUGCCUGUGAAUGGACUAUUUGUAUGUGUGUAUGUGUGCGUGUGUGUGUGUGUGUCCGUGUGUGUGUGUGUGUCCGUGUGUGUGUGUGUGUGUGUGUAUGUAAAUGUUCUUUUCUUAAAAUUGCGGUUUUAUUAGACGAUUACCUUACGACGUUGUACCAUUUUGUCAAAAAUCUUGUGUGUUUGUAUUAAUCAAACUAUUUUAAUAUAUUUUUCAUGUUUUCAUUCCAUCGUCUAAUCACACCGCAACGAAGCUGUUAGCUGUUAAUAAACGUGUAUUAAAAAUAGCCUUACUAACAUUACUUAUAUAAUAAAUAAACUAAAAAUACAUUUAAUAAAUAAAUUGUAACCUUGCUAGUUUAAAAAUAAAAUGUGAAAUUAAAUUAAAUGAAAAGCAGUUGAUUCUAAAUUGAAAGUAAUAAAAUGUCAUUUUAGAUGUUAUAAUUUUUAUAUAUAAGUAUUCUUCCAACGGACGUUAUUGGAAAAGCAAUCUUAAAGGGAUAAGCUUAUGGUACAUCAUCUUUUGGUUUUUUCAAUAACGUUCAUGAUGCCGUUUACUUCGCCGAGUUUAGAAGUUUCGGUGUAACGGCUUUCUUUUUUCUGUAUUCUAGAUGUAAUAUUUAAUAUUAUUUUUUAAGCUUAGUAUUAAAUAAGGGUAGUGUGUCGACUCAUUUUCAAAUUAUAGUCAAUCUGAGGCCAUCUAAAAAAAAUCAUAAUUGAUGAUGUUUAAUCAAACGCUCAAUGCGUUCUUAGACAAAUUUUGAAUCUAGUCGAGUUAAGUUUAAUUUUAUAAAACCGUUUCAAAUUGUGCUCUAUUUACAAAAGCAGUAACUUUACAUAAUGCUGCUUUUCUUUUAUUGUGAGUUUAUUUGAUAAAUAUUUAUUUAGCCAUUUUAAUUUUAUUAGAUUAAUAUAUGAAAAUGUGUCGACGUAUAGUUAUAAUCAGCUGGAGAGGGAGUCAAGUAGAGCGCCUUUGCGCUUACCCCCAUCCGUGCAUUAUUACAAACACAUGUGUACUUCAACCAUAGACAAUUGGAUGCAUUUUUUUUGUAAAAUGUAACCUCUAAGGUUUAAUUUUUGAUAUGAACCCGUAGAAUAAUAAUUACAGCGGUAUACAUCACCGACUAGAGGAAAUAAAGAGAAGAAUGUAAUAUAUAAACAUUCAUAAGUAACUCUAUGAAGUGUUCACACUAUCCAUAGACUAAUAUAAUUUUGACAACGUCAGCUGAUUUGAUGUGAAUGAUCUGAUCGACAUUAUUUAGUCUAUGGUAAAAUGAUAUAGUAUAAAUGAGCAGUGUUAUUCUAUAAAAAAUACAUAUCAGGGUAAUAUAGAAACAACUUCUAUACUAAGAAUAUUUAAUAUAAUAAAACUUUUUUUUGAGCGGUCUAUUAAUAGACAAAUGUUUAUUUGUUUUUAUUAUUUGAUUUAACGAAUUUUAUGAUGUUCGUAGUACAUGUGUGUUUUAAAUACAAUUGCACUAUCCCCAACCAACCUUUAUUAUUAAAAACACUUUUAAUAAAUUUACUUUAAAUAUUUCAAUGUCAACAAGUGACGUUGUUGCGUAACGUUGGAGGACGAACGUUGUCUUCUGUCAAUAUUGGCUAUUAUUAAAAGUGUUUCUUAAUGCUCACCCAGCUAGCUAGCUUACAUAGAUAUAGAUUCAACAUUAUUGAUCACAAUUUAACAAACUAUCGCGACACUACUGUUUAUUAAGCUGAAUAGAUUUUCGUUUAUAAAAUAUCUCAAAUAGUUAAUAAUGAACACAUAAGCUAUAAUAUGCAAAAUAAGUGAUUGCGACCAUAAACAGAGCUUAUACUGAUAAUAAAUUAAUAUAAACCAAUCGAGUUCGACACAAAUAACCUUAAUAUAAAUAUAGUUAACAUCAAAAUAUAUAAUACAUAAUCGUUAGCUUAAUGUAAAACCCGCGUUACACUUAAUAUUUAUGGCUUGUGUGUUCAUAGCCUUAUUCUAAAAUAUAUAAUUCGUAAUUAUAUAUAUUUUAUCUACUAUAUUCUAUCUCAGCGUUGUUGAGAUUUGGCCACGCCACUGUAUUCUGAACACCAAUUUUUAUAGCUAGUUAACUAGUUCAAAAAUAGAAGUUUUUUUUUCAUCUGAUAUCGUGUAGUGUUGCUAGCUUACGCCUUUCGACAUAUACUUCACUGACUUGGUCGGUUUUUAGAUAAGAUAUAAAGAGUUUAUAAAACUUGUAGCCAUAAUUAACGGUAUUACGUCAUAUUACCAAUAUAUUUGCUAAGAUCUCACUUGUAUAUAACGUUACCAUGUUUUACUUUAUUGCAACGUCUAAGCCUUUAUGACAAAUGAUAUCUAAUAUUUAACCAUCACGCUUUUUCGCUUAAAAUAUAUUUCAUAUAUAGCUUUCUAACAAAUGCGAAACAUUAUAUGAAAGACAUUAUAUUAUGGAGAUAUAAUAUAAAUUGUAUAACAUACGUAAAACUUUGCCGUAUAUAAAAAUAAAAUUCGCUGACAAUACACACUACCGUGGCAAUAUAAAUGUUUACCGACGUGACAGUUUCAAUUGCUAGUGUUGCCCGCUAGUAAAAUAAUUGUAUAAGUUUAAUAAAAGAAUAUUAUUGAAUAAUGAUAUUAAUUUGCGUAGUCUCUGAAAUAGUAUUAAUAUAUUAUGUAGCUGUACUUCAUAAUUCCUUAGUAUAUCGACUAUAUUAAAGAUUGUAGAAAUAAAUAUGGAAAAUCAAUGGCAGUCGCUUUAUAGGCCUAAUUACCCAGGUAGUAAAAGCCCGUAGUUAAUACAGGUUUUAGUAUACUCUUUAAUAUUUUUAACGUAUUUUAAUGGUGUCAUGUUAGCAGUUUAUGCACGUCGCCUGUGCCAAAAGUGUAUAUAAUUUUUUUCCUAAUAUUAUAGGAAUGUAAUUUUCUAAAUCGUUUCCAUUGUUAUGUGUUCAUUGGCAUUUUACUAGUGAUUAAAAAAUUGUGAACUAAUUCAAUUCUACCACUAAUAUCUCAUACAGUUUUAUAUAAUAUUUACAGAGUGGACUUAUUAUUUAAUAAUGAGCAAGAUUAAUAAAAUUAUCCUACUGUUGAUGAACUUCUAACACAUUGUAUUUUAAAUGUUUACAAAGCUUUAUCAAAGCUAUAAAUAAACUAAUAUUGAAGCAAAUACAUACUUAGAUGUUUUUACAGAUACAAUAUAUGCAUUGCAAAGACAGAUACGUUAAGAAGCUUCAUAAACAAUCUAUGCAUAAAUUACUUUAACUAAAAUAUAAAACAUAACUCGGUUGAAAGUUUGAAUUUUAAAAUAAAUUUUUCGGUCACCAGUAAAAUGCCAUAAUAAUAUUUGUAUCACAUUAAAUUUUUAUUAAUAAUUGCACCAAUUUUACUAUUAUUCGAUAAGAGUCUUUACUGUAUGGCUUAUAUUAAUGCGAAUCCAAGAUCAAGUUAUUGAUUUAUGUUAAAGUUCUAAGUUAGGUUACCUAAAGUUCUGAUUUAGUAUCGUAUAUAUGUUAAAAUAUAUAAAUAGUUUGUUUUCUUAUCAACAAAAUUAAAAAAUCAAAACUAUAGGUAACUCGGAUUUGCAAUAUAAAUAAGCUAUUAUGAAAAAUUAUCUGUCAGCUAAGAUUUUUAGAGAAAUGUUACCUUUGUGCAAUUGUAUUUAUUGUUUAUAUAUAAGAUUUUAUUGGAAUAUAAAUAUAGCUUUUCCUUAUCAAAUUAAUAAAAUACAUUUCAUAACAAUUUAAAAUUUUUGAAAAUAUUCACACGUCUAAAUAUCCUAAAGAGAUGUCAUUUGGUUGACGCAUCUAUGGUAAUUUUGUGUGCAUAAUAAUUGUAGUACACUCGUUGCCCUAUAAUUAUAUUAAAUUAUAAUAUACACUAUUUUUAAUAACGGGAAAACUUGAGCGUACGGGUGGAAUAUAAAGUGUCAUUUUUAAGCAAGACAAUAUAAAAGUGCAACACUGCAAAAUGCACGAUAAAGGUUCAAAUAUCUACCGUCAAUCGUUGGUCACAUAUCGAAUUCAUUAUUCACUUUUAUAUAUUUUUGUGUUUUCUACAAACGAAUUAUUCAACUGAUUUGCAGAUCGCCUAGAAUCGCUAGCAGCGGUUCAUUGCACAAAAUGUAAUCUGAUAAUAUCUAAAAUAAAAAAGAGUAUCGCUUUGACAUUCUAGACUAGGAUAUGGACGUGUGAAAUUUCAAUAUAUUAAAUAUCUAAAAAAUGUUUAUUGAGAAGUAUUUUAUUUAUUUAUUUACAUAUAACAUACCUACAUAUGUUUUUUUUUUUAAUUUUUAAUAUUCUAAAAUGACUUAAAUAAUAAUCAGUAUUACUAUACUGUACAAUAGGGAUUUGUUAAAAGUACUAAAAUUGUUUAUCAUACAGACCCAUUGCUCAUUUAGUUUAUGUU